Pantherophis guttatus is the source of this 4050-nucleotide messenger RNA. The record is from RefSeq and is a predicted model, not a curated record. Lineage: Eukaryota; Metazoa; Chordata; Lepidosauria; Squamata; Colubridae.
GCGUUUUAUUCAAUUCUCGGGGGGAGGGAAGGAACAGUCUCAAGUUGUAAACCUAAGUAGCGGGUUGGACUAGACUAGAAGAUUCUGUUAUUCUGUAUCAAGCAAGCUUGAGUAUACACAGGCACAGAAUUAUGCUUGUAUAUUCAGAAGAAAAUAUUGAAGAACAUAGAAAUAUCUCUAUAUCUCAUCAUGCGUGAUAAAAGUUGAAAAGUAUAUACAUCCAAUAAUACCACAACUGUAAAAUGAGUGAAUUCUAAAGGGCAUGCAGUAAGAAACAAGACUUUCAUUCAGCACCUGCUAGUAGUGAAAUCAAGUUCAAACACAGAAAUGAGACACGUGGCCGGAUGAAGAAAAAGAAAUUUUGGGCUCAAUUGAGAUCGUAAGACGAGGAUUACCUAUAUUCAGUUUUGCCGGAGAGUCUGCUACCACAUCAGAUUAGGAUCGGGGACAACAGACAAUGCCUUUUGACAAAGGUCCAACAUCUUCCAGAUCAUGGCAAUAUCUAAAGUAUUGUUGGUUUUAAACUUACUUUUCUGUAAGAUCCCCCAAAGCCUUCUUUCUCAUCGGUGCUUAGCUAAAGGACCAGGUGUCAUAAUGUGUUCUGGGCGUGUAUGGAUAGAACCAGCCCCCAUCAUUCAAAUAGGCCAAAAUGUUUCUAUAAAUUGUCAUUGCGUGGAAAACUGUCAGAAAGGGAAACUAUCUCUGAUCUUAAAUAACGUCGACGUUGAGGAUACACUCCUGUCAGUUAUAAACCAAACUACAGUUCAGCUCAACCUUCAGAAUUAUAAUGAGCCUUUUUCUACAGUUUCAUGCCUUCUCAAAAGUUCUAGAAGCCGACUGAUCUGUGGAACACAGUUUUGCAUGGGAUAUCUGCCUGACAAGCCAGCCAAUUUAACUUGCAUUAAACCUGAGCAAUCAGAUAAUAUGGUCUGCACUUGGAAACCAGGAAAGAAAACACAUUUAAACACUAACUACAUUCUGUAUGUGAAAAGUUUAUUCACAGAAGAGAACAAAGAAUUUGUCUCAAACAAUAGUUCAGUUAUCAUUCCAUUGAAUCAACUACAGAAAAACCAAACUUUUUCCAUCUCGAUCCAUGCUGAAAAUUACUUGGGUGGAAUUCGUUCAGAAGAACUUCAUGUUGAUCUCAACACCAUAGUAAUACCAGCUGUACCUGUUGUUGUUCAAAAUAAAACACUGGAGUCUCCAGGAUUCAAGACAAUAAUACAUUGGAAAAGGCAAACAGCAAUCAAUGAGACGCAUUGUGAGGAGCGAUAUAAGGAGACAAUAAGUGAAACUUGGCAUGUAAGAGACUGGGAUGCUAAUUUAAGAAAUGAACUUAACACCGAGUACAACUUAGAUGCAUAUACAAAGUAUGAGUUUCAAAUUAGAUGCAAACUAACUCACCCCAGAAGCCUGUGGAGCAGAUGGAGUGAAUCUGCAGUAUAUAUUACUCCAGAGAAAGAACCAGCUGCGGUACUGGAUGUAUGGAGGAAAUUCGGGCCAGUUUAUCCCAAUAGUACCCAAGAAGUGACUGUCUUGAUCAAGCCGCUGUCUCCAAAGGAAAGCAGAGGAAAAAUUCUGAAUUAUAGAAUAUUUUAUGAAAAACAAGGAGAGAAGGUGGAUUUAUGUAAAACAACAGAACUACAUUGCAAAGUGAUGGUGCCCCCAGCAGUGACCAUUAUUUAUGUGACAGCACACAAUUCCAAAGGAAGUUCCAAACCUGCAAAUAUUUUUGUGAAACAACCGCCUCACAAUUACCAAGCUUUCCCACCCCCUAUUAAUAUCAAAAUAUUCACUGAUAAACAGAAAGGAAUUUUUGUUAAAUGGGAACCUCCUAAAUCUAUUGGAAAAACACUUUUAUGGUACAUAGUGGAAUGGAUUUCUGCAAACUUCAGUCAUUUUCAUCAUAGCAUUGUUGCAUGGAAGAAAGUUCCUUUCCAGAAUACAUCAACUUCUAUUGAAGAAGGCAUCAGAAUGGCGGAGAACUUCACCAUUUCAGUAUACGCUGUUUAUCAGAAAGGCAUCAGUCGAGCCAGCUCCAUCCAGACAUUGAUGAAAGAAAAGAAAGAACUUGACAUUUCCCAAGAAAGGAGUCUUGCCGUCAUCAGGGCCAAUGAUGAUUACGAUACUGGGAUUCUGUUGGGAACUGGUGUCGGAGUGGCUUUCUUAUCAAUCUCUGUUUUCACUUUGAUUGCAAUUAAAUCAUGCAGGAAAAGGGUUAACAAAAUGGUUAGAUCGAUAGCACCAAAAUGGCUUUUUGAAGAAUAUCCUAAGAUGCAAAACAGCAAAGUAAUCAAAUGUCUCCAGGAAAAUGAUGCUGAGACAGACAAUUUUUCCGCGCCAUUUUUGGAUGUUGUGGUAACUGAAGUUGAAGAAAUAUUGAUGCAGAACCACUAUAGGGCUGUGGAGAAAAAAAGGGAAGGAAGCAAAACAGUUUCUGAGAAAGUCAGUAGCUCAGAUGAUGUACCAUUUGCCAGCAAUUUGGAUGUGACUGUGAGAAAUGGGUACAAACCUCAGACUUCUAAUAAGGCUCAAUUGGGAACUACUUUCAGCAUCACCAGUGAAACACCUUUUCAAAACUGGGACACCAAAUCAAAUUCAAUAGUUUCGCCCAUAAGUAAUUUAAGGAAAGAUUAUACCAGUCCUGUGGCCCCUGCAUGGCCUAUUGUUGACCCCAAUGAAAAUAAGUCUUUAUUUGAUAAAAUCACCCUUAUUCUUAGGAAUAGUGGAAGUGGGCAAAGCAGGGUCAGCUCAAAAGAUGAAGACCCAAGCACCCAAAAGGCACCCCAGUCGAGGUUUCUGCUUUCAGAUGAAGAUAUUCAAGAACAGACUUUAAUACCAGAUAAUCUACUUUCUUGCUUAAAAACAAUAAGUGAAGACCGGACCAACAUGUCCUAUUUCCCUCAAAACGCUAUUUACUAUGAGGAUUGAAGAAAAAGAAAAAGGAUAUAUGUUUUGCACAAAGAACACAAACUCUGCAUUUUCAAGCAGCAUAACUGAAGGUUCUCCGUUCAUUGUUUGAACAAAAUUGAAAAAAGUAAGUCGCAGCCACCAUUUCAGUUUUCAUCUCUCAGGUUAAUUCAUGUUAAAAACAUAUAAAAGACAGUUGCUGGAAUUGGGUAUGUCUAAUUUAAUGAAAAGGAGGACUAGGGGUGACAUGAUAGCAGUGUUCCAAUAUCUAAGGGGCUGCUACAGAGAAGAGGGAAUCAAGCUAUUCUCCAAAGCACCUGAAGGCAGAAUUAGAAACAAUGCAUGGCAACUAAUCAAGGAGAGAAGCAAUCUAGAACUAAGGAGAAAUUUCCUGACAGAACAAUUAAUCAGUGGAAUGACUUGCCACCAGAAGUUGUAGGUGCUUCAUCACUCGAGGCUUUUAAAAAGAGAUCAGAGAGCCUGUUUGUCUGAAAUUGUAUAGGGUUUCUGCCUGAGCAGGGGGUUGGGCUAGAACACCUCCAAAGUCCCUUCCAACUCUGUUAUUCUAAUUCUAACCUCUAAUUCUAAUGUUCAUAUUGUAAUUAACAUGUACAUCGAAUUAGGGGAGAUCCGAAAGUCAACUGAAUAAUCUUCUCAGAAGGUAAAAUGAUUUAUAAUAAAGUUACUUUACAAUUCAAGACUAUGAAAUGAUACCGCGGGUAUUUGAAGCCCAACUUCUUACACAAGGAAGUAUACAACUGAACUGAAGGAUGCAUGUACAAGAUAUACCUCAGGGUCAUAAUCAAUAUAAAGGAAGUGGGGGAAUCCAUUAAAAAUCUGACUAAAUUCAGAUAUGUCAGCAACCUGACAUACAGUACCUUCUUGGCUCUAAAGUCAUCAAAAACCAUGCCAAAUAUCUAUCAUUUUUAAUGGAUGACAGGAAGUCGUCUCAAAUUUAAAGUUCUGAGGGCCAAAGAAGUUAUUUACCACUAUUGACUACUAUGAUGUUUCAUUAGCCAGCUAGGUAAUAUGCGUUCUGAGAGAGCACCUAUAACUCCACAGUUCAACCCUGAGCUACAGAUAUUCUCUGUUAUUGGAACUAUUCACUAGCAGUGGGAAAUAAACUGUUGUGUAUCCUUU